AUGACGAACAGCGUCGGAAGAGCACUCAGUUCGUUCAAAACCGGAGCCAUCACCACUCAAUUUCUGAGCAAAUCGAAACCUUUCCACUCCCCAAGUCGCAAUUACACAAAAGUCGCGACUCGGCCUAUUCGCAGCACCCAAGCUCCGCGCGCGUUCAAGAGCCCGCGAUUCUCCUCUCAACUACGGUGCUACCACUCGCGAUUCCAUGCCCCUCUUCCAACACACGAGUACACAAACUCUCAAACCGCCAUACUGUCUGCUGCGCUCAAGCAUGUUCCUGACCAUGGCUUUACAAAGCAAGCGCUGAUGCUGGGUGCGCGUGACAUGGGCUUCUUAGAUGUUUCGAUACAGCUAUUUUCGCGGCAAGAGAUGGACCUCAUUCUGUUCUGGCUUGCAAGUCGACGCGGGCUUUUACGGUCAAAGGUAGAGAAUGGUUUAUUCGAGGGGAAAGAGUUGGCUGUGGAAGAAAAAAUUAAGAGUCUGGUUUUGGAGCGACUGCGGAUGAACAACGAGAUAAUCCACCGCUGGCAGGAUGCUCUUGCACGCAUGUCGUUACCGUCGAAUAUCCCUCUUUCCAUUUCCGAAUUGCACUCGCUCUCUUCCGAUAUUCUGCACUUGGCCGGGGAUGCCUCUAUCGACGCCUCAUGGUACACCAAACGUCUAUCGCUGUCGACCGUUUAUGCAAGCUCCGAGGUGGUCAUGACCCAGGACUCUUCGUCAGGCUUUAAAUACACCGAAGAGUUUGUUGAGCGCCGGUUCCAGGAUAACAGUACAAUUGGGAGCAAAAUCGGUGGCGUGAAAUCAUACCUGGGCUUCAUGGCUGGAACAGCUGUAGGUCUGGGACGAAGCUGGGGAUUGAAGAUUUAG
Molecule: messenger RNA, 867 nt
Organism: Talaromyces proteolyticus
Lineage: Eukaryota; Fungi; Ascomycota; Eurotiomycetes; Eurotiales; Trichocomaceae
Product: COQ9-domain-containing protein
Exons: 2
Coding region: 1-867 (288 amino acids)
Biological process (GO): ubiquinone biosynthetic process
Cellular component (GO): mitochondrial inner membrane
Molecular function (GO): lipid binding
Source: RefSeq, a predicted model, not a curated record